Vicia villosa (hairy vetch) is the source of this 1759-nucleotide messenger RNA. RefSeq names its product protein DETOXIFICATION 16-like. NCBI's taxonomy places the organism in Eukaryota, Viridiplantae, Streptophyta, Magnoliopsida, Fabales, Fabaceae. The record is from RefSeq and is a predicted model, not a curated record. Gene Ontology annotation, cellular component: membrane. Gene Ontology annotation, molecular function: antiporter activity; xenobiotic transmembrane transporter activity. Gene Ontology annotation, biological process: xenobiotic detoxification by transmembrane export across the plasma membrane. The coding region runs from base 170 to 1615 and encodes 481 amino acids. The transcript has 7 exons.
UCAGCUACUUUUUUCUCUUCUCAUAUGUUUCCUUUGUUAUCAAAACAAAACAAAAGUGACAGAUUUCAUUUCAGGCACACUGAUAACGUGGAAGAUUAUAGAUCAUCUUCUAAAGAGAAACUAAUAAUAUAAGAUAGAAAAAGAAUAAAAAAAAAAGAAAAAAAGAAAAAUGUCUCUUCAUUCUCCAUUGAUCGUUGAAGAAACAAAACAGAAAAGGAAGGAAGAAAAUAAAAGAAAAUUGAUUGAAGAAGUGAAAAAACAGUUAUGGCUAUCAGGACCGUUAAUUUGUGUUUCUUUUUUGAAUUUCGCUAUCGAUCUCAUUUCAGUUAUGUUUGUUGGUCAUCUUGGUGAGUUACCUCUUUCUGCUGCUUCCAUGGCUACUUCAUUUGCUACUCUCACUGGUUUCAGUUUAUUGAUGGGAAUGGCAAGUGCAUUGGACACAUUAUGCGGACAAUCUUACGGUGCAAAGCAAUACCACAUGUUAGGCAUACACACGCAGAGAGCAAUGUUCAUUCUCAUGAUCGCCGCGAUUCCCCUCGCGAUUAUUUGGGCUAACACAAGAUCCAUUCUCAUUUUACUUGGCCAAGAUCCUGAAAUAUCCACAGAGGCAGGAAACUAUGCUAAGUCAAUGGUUCCAUGCCUUUUUGCUGAUGGUCUUCUACAAUGCCUAUACAGAUUCUUGCAGACUCAAAAUAUUGUAUUUCCAAUGAUGUUUUGCGCCGUGGUUACGACGUUACUUCAUAUUCCUCUAUGCUGGAUUAUGGUUUACAAGUUUGGAUUAGGUGGCAGAGGGGCUGCUAUAGCAAUUUCAAUGUCUUUUUGGUUGAAUGUUAUUAUACUCUCACUUUAUAUUAAGUUUUCUCCUUCAUGUAAGAAUACUUGGCAUGGCUUUUCCAAGGAGGCACUAGCACUUAACAAGAUCCCUAUUUUCUUGAAGCUUGCCAUUCCUUCAGCUCUAAUGGUUUGCUUGGAAAUGUGGUCUUUUGAGUUAUUAGUUCUGCUUUCUGGUCUUCUUCCGAAUCCGAAGUUGGAAACAUCAGUGAUCUCUAUUUUUUUGAAUACAGAAGCAGCUAUUUGGAUGAUUCCAUUUGGACUUAGUGAAGCAAUAAGCAUUCGUGUUUCGAAUGAACUCGGGGCUGGUAAUCCACAGGCCACACGUUUGGCAGUGUGUGUUGUUGUGGUGAUUGCCAUUAUAGAGAGCAUUUUAGUCGGAACAGUGAUAUUUCUUAUACGCAAUAUAUUGGGCUAUGCUUAUAGUAACGAAGAAGAAGUUGUCAAAUAUGUAGCAACUUUGUUGCCAAUUCUUGCCGUAUCCCACUUCCUCGAUGGAAUGCAAUGUGUUCUAUCAGGCACGGUUAGAGGAUGUGGUUUGCAAGAAAUUGGUGCUUAUGUUAAUCUGGGAGCAUACUAUUUAUUUGGGGUUCCAGUGGCCGUUGUAUUAGCUUUUGUAUUGCAUUUCCAUGGGAAGGGCCUGUUACUGGGGAUGAUAUGUGCAUUCAUUGUUCAAGUACUCGCUCUAAUGAUCAUUACAAUACGCACGGAUUGGGAGAAAGCGACAAAGAACGCUUCUGAUAGAGUCAACGAUUCUAUAACAAGUGAGAGCUUAGUCUCGUGAAGAAUAUGGUUUUUGUUUUGUUUUCUCGUUGUAUUUUGUUUUCUUGUUUCCUUUUAAUGUAAUGUUGAGUGAAAAGAAUGUGUGUUGUUUAUGAAAGUUACUACGAUGACAGUGCAUAAGUGAUUAAUCUCUCUAGGUAUGUUG